AUGAAGGGAGUACUCUUAAUGAGAGGGCGAGGCACCAGCCAGCAACAUGGGAUGCGAAAUCCCGGCCAACGACUCCAUGCUUCGCAUUUCAAGGGUGUGGAGUUCAAUACAGUCGGGAUUUUGAAGAUUGUUAUGAUCAUGGUCGAGUGCAGCAGCUACGAGGAGGAAGGAGAUACGACGGGGGCACGACGGGUGGCUCUUCUGAUUUGGCGGAUUGUCUUCCACGCCACGUUCCUUGGUGGCCCCGCAGAUUCGGCCGCUACAACUCGAGGGCAGAACCAGGAACAAGGCCAAAAGAAAAUGUAUUUGGGUGCCCAAGACAUGCCAAGCACGGCUAUCACUGUUUUUCGGGAGUGCUGGCAAUGGCUCCGUAAGGCUGGCGAGGGAAUAUUGAGCAAAGAGGAAAAGAAAAGAGAGACGGUGAUUCUUGGCUUGGAUGAUGGAUCGCAUACUCAGGCCAGACGAUUAAGCCACAGUAACAGCCUCAGAAUGGCUCGGGUGAUUGAUAUUUGUUUGCGGGACACCAAAUAUCCCAGCUGA
Histoplasma capsulatum G186AR is the source of this 540-nucleotide messenger RNA. RefSeq lists its product as uncharacterized. The coding region runs from base 1 to 540 and encodes 179 amino acids. The transcript is spliced from 5 exons. Lineage: Eukaryota; Fungi; Ascomycota; Eurotiomycetes; Onygenales; Ajellomycetaceae. The record is from RefSeq and is a predicted model, not a curated record.